AUUCCUGUUGCAGUCUCUUCGGAUUUACUCGCACAUCGCCUCAGGAAUACUUAUUGUACACCGUUCACGCAUAUAACCCAGCUAAAAUUCAAAAUAAUAAUAAAAUAAGUUGAACAGAUUUGUUUUACCCGUGAGUGUCACUUUGUUCAAAAUGUGGAACAUCAGUGCGGUGCUUCUUUUAUUCACAUGUUGCGGGACUAUUGUUCAUUGUAGGGAAAUUGUCGAUUCUAAGGAAGAAAAUAUAACCAUUUCUGAUGUUCCUAACGGUGAAGAUAAAUUUGAUAAGAACCACGGAUGUAAUUGUCGUUGCGGUGAACGUAACGAAGCCUCUCGUAUAGUUGGUGGCGUAGAGACUGCUGUAAACGAAUUCCCUUGGGUGGCGAGAUUGACGUAUUUCAACAAGUUCUACUGUGGUGGUAUGCUUAUUAAUGAUAGAUAUGUCUUGACAGCAGCGCAUUGCGUUAAAGGAUUAAUGUGGUUCAUGAUAAAAGUAACGCUGGGAGAACAUAACCGCUGCAAUGAGACUCAUAGACCCGAAACCCGUUUUGUCGUGAACGUAGUGGCCCAUAACUUCACAUAUUUGACAUUUAGAGACGAUAUUGCUCUUCUAAAGUUGAAUGAAAAAGUCGAAAUAUCUGACACGAUAAAGCCUGUAUGCCUUCCUCGCAGUGACGAUAACCAAUACGAAGGAGUUAAAGCAAUAGCCGUUGGGUGGGGUUCAGUUGGAGAGCAGAAGAAUCACUCCUGCAAUCUAUUAGACGUAGAACUACCAGUUCUGAGCAAUAAGGAAUGUAGAAAUACGAAGUAUGAAUCUGCCAUGAUCGCUGAUGAUAUGCUCUGCGCUGGAUACCCUAAAGAAGGAAAGCGGGAUACUUGUCAGGGCGAUAGUGGGGGACCCUUAUCUGCAGAAAGAGGAGAUAAGCGAUAUGAACUAUUAGGCGUUGUUUCAUGGGGUAUCGGUUGCGGAAGACAAGGCUAUCCAGGCGUUUACACCAGAGUCACAAAAUACUUGGACUGGAUUAAGAAUAACUCACGGAAUGGCUGUUUUUGCUCUAUUAAUGGAAGCAAAUCUAAUCAUUCUUGCGAAUGUGGGAUAGCUGGAAAGAAUCGCCGUAUCGUAGGUGGGACGACAGUCCAGCCCCAUCAAUACCCUUGGCUAGUGGCCCUCAUGUUGGGUUCGAAGCUACAUUGCGGAGGAGCUAUCAUCACCGACCAGCACAUAUUAACUGCUGGGCACUGCAUUACUUUUGGAGUUCACUAUCGAGAUCUAUCAGCCCAUAUUGGGAUGCACGACCGCCUAGGGUCCUCUCACUCCGUGAUGCACUUGUCAAAAGGCGUCAAACACCCAAGUUUCACCUCGAACGCCGUACGAGAUAUCAAUGACAUCGCUGUGCUGACUCUAGAAAAGAAACUUAAGUUCUCUGACAAAGUUCGACCGAUUUGCUUGCCAAGUGAAGAUAUGAUCUUUGGAGACCUGCCACUAACAGUCGCAGGAUGGGGUAAAACGAGACAAGGUGCUCUGACCUCUUCACGAUAUUUACUGGAAACGAGAGUCAAAUUAGUAAUGAGCCACGUUUGUACAAAAUCUUCUAUAUAUAAGGACAACUUCGUCUCUGAUACUAUGAUGUGUGCUUAUAGUCUUGGGAAGGAUGCAUGUCAGGGAGACAGUGGUGGGCCAAUAUUUGCAACUCAUUCUCGAACUCACCACAAAAAGUGGUACCAAGUUGGAAUUGUAUCAUGGGGCAUAGAUUGUGCUAAGCCUGAUUACCCAGGAGUUUACACAAUCGUAGCAAAAUACAUACCCUGGAUUAAACAACAGACCGUGGGUGGACUUUCAUGUGAUUUGAACGUCGUGAAUCCAGCGAGACUUUUAUUAGGUACUGAUUCUAUUCACUCGAGGACGCCGCGCAGUGUUGUGAUUACGAGAAAAGUAAAGAAAUCAAAUGUGGCUAGUUAUAAUAUUAAUCAUUUGUUGUAUGGAGAAUGUGGCAGACCUUCCGACGAGAUCAUAUCAGUGAGGAUAGUAGGUGGUCGUCGGGCAGAACCUCACUCAUUUCCUUGGACUGUCGCCAUUAUGAAAAUGGAUAAGCUACACUGCGGAGGCGCUAUUAUAACCGACAGGCAUAUACUUACAGCAGGGCACUGUUUUAAAUGGGACGAUGUAAAGUUACUGACAGUACUCAUGGGUCUGGAUAACAUAGAACAUCUAGAAGAUGUGGAAAAGAGGUCUAUAUCGAAAACGGUCAUUCACGAAGACUUCACGACAACAGCAGUCAGAGAUGAGAACGAUAUAGCAAUAGCCACAAUAAAUAAGCCAGUAAAAUUCAGCAAAACUAUUAUACCAAUUUGUUUACCAGAUUCGGGACAAGACUUCUCUGAAAGAGUUGGUACGGUAGUAGGCUGGGGACGUCUAGGAGUGGAUAAGUCUUCUUCAAAGGUUUUAAUGAAGGCCAGUCUUCGCAUACUCAAUGACGAAGAUUGCAUGAAUUCGAAACUGUCUACACAUUUAAAGCCGACAAUGAUGUGCGCUUCCUCUAAAGGAAAGGACGGUUGUCAGGGUGAUAGUGGCGGACCUCUAAUAGUCUUCGAGGGCGAUGGAAGAUAUGUCCAAGCAGGUGUCGUUUCAUGGGGAAUUGGUUGUGCAGAUCCGAGAUAUCCAGGAGUGUACACAAAAGUGAGCAAUUACAUCGAUUGGAUAAAAAGGCACACAGCAGAUGGUAGCACAUGCGAUUAGACAAUAUAUCAUAAUAUAUACUUAAAAAACAGAAUAAAAUGAAAUUAUAUACA
Messenger RNA from Vanessa atalanta (red admiral), 2787 nucleotides. RefSeq names its product transmembrane protease serine 9-like. The coding region runs from base 152 to 2734 and encodes 860 amino acids. Gene Ontology annotation, biological process: proteolysis. Gene Ontology annotation, molecular function: serine-type endopeptidase activity. The record is from RefSeq and is a predicted model, not a curated record. Lineage: Eukaryota; Metazoa; Arthropoda; Insecta; Lepidoptera; Nymphalidae. The transcript is spliced from 22 exons.